GGUUUAUAUAGCCUUGGCGAGUACCUAAAUUCAACCUAAAUUCAACCUAAAUUGAAGUGAGCCGGUGGAAGACUCGGAUAGACUCGGGAGACUCUCCGACCCCAGCUGCGUCUCGGUCUAUGGGGAAAGAUGAUGGACGAACUGCAUGAGUUCCACUCUCAUGAGGAGGAGCUCAAAAUUGGCCAUGGGUCUGGUGAAAGCAGAGUGGUGCACGACUACAUGUGGCGAGUGCUGAAUCUAAACAUGAUGCUUGGAGGCUGUGAGCAAGGGAUCAGUCCGCCAGCGGCCGCGCCCCACUUGCAGCACUUACAGCAGUGGAUGGCAGAGCUACCCAUCAGCCAUAUGCCAGCAGCGGGCGCCGUUCUGCAGCGUGGCGCCCCAUCGACGCCGCCGACGGCCAGCGCUCACUGCGACGCCGGCCAGUACGCGGCACCGGCGGACACCCUGCAGCAGGGUGGGGAGCGCCGUCCGCCCCAGCACGUGUCUGCGAUGUCGAGGUCACUGUCGACCGACCCGUGCGCCGCCACCGGCGCCGAGCUCUCGCGUCAGUCGCACGGCUCGCCGUCGUCGAUGCCGGCCCCACCUCCUCCCAGUCCGUACGUCGGCACCGAAUACGGUCUGCAGGCACCGCCGCCGGUGUCGGGGCUGUACCCUAGCCUGCCACAGCCAGUGCACCAGCAGACGUCGCCGCCGCUGGGCCUGGAGCGCGGCCGCGAGUCGUUCCACCACCGCCCGACGGUGCCAGCUGCUCUGCCGUCGCUGGCUGGCGGCGGCACCGGACCCGUUACGUCCGCGUACCACGGCGCGUUCGCCGUCUCCGCCAAUCCUGCGUCGUUCCCCGCCGCCCCUGAUGAGCCGCAAAAGAAGCAGCGCGGUCGGAAGAAAGGUCAGACAAAGAGCUCGGGCGCCUGGGUCGCUCACAAGGUGCUCGGACGGCCUGUAGGCACCACGCGCGCCAACGGCUACAAGGUGGGCUCGCGCGGCGGCCGCCGUAAGGGAACCACGCGCGCCAAUGGCUACAAGGUCAGUGGCGGCCGGCCCAAGGGGACCACGGCGGCGAACGGGUACAAGGUGAGCCCGGGCCGACCGCGCGGUACCACCGCCGCCAACGGCUACAGAGUGGGCCAGGGCCGGCCCCGCGCGGUCAAGGCGGACCCUCCGCCGCCCGAUGGGACCUUGCAGGUCGACGGUAGCAGGGACUAUCAGCCGCCACCGCCGCCUUCCACCCACCAACAGGCCGCCGACAAGAAAGCCACACAGUCCAUGGGCUACCAGAUCGACCAAGUGGCUCCUGUGACGAUCGAGGUGACGCCAGACCUGCCCGGCGGCGGCUCCCCGGGCUGGAGCCCGUCACGGCCGGACGUCACGCCUCCGGCCGCCUACCAACCGCCGCUCGCCACGAUCGGCGGCCGCCAGCCGACCGUCGCAGCACAGACCGUCUCGCCCCAGCUGAGUGUUGCCGCGUCGUCCACUGCGUGUGUCGAGGUGGGAAGUGCCGGCGGCGCCGUCUACCGGCCGCCGCCGGCUCUCGCCGCGCCGCCGGGGGUGCAGGUGUCGCGGGGUGGCGCGCCGGCCGAGCCCGGAUACCCGCAGCUCCCCGCCGCCCACCAGCGGCGGCCAGCGGGGCUCCCGGAACUCGAGCUGCCGACCGACCCGGUCCACAGGUCGCACUCUGUCGCUCGACUGCCCGCCUACCUGUCGCCCCCGGCCGGCCACGGCCUGCCAUUUCCCCCACCGUUCACUGGGUACUCUCAGUUUCCGGCGCCGGUGUCGCAGGCUGGUCGCUGCCGGCCUCCGGUGCCGGGCGGGGGUCUGGGUAUUGCGUCUACCGGCGUCGCUCCAGGGUCAGUUUCCACCUCGGGAAUGGGUAUGCUCACGACAGGCUGCCGGCCGUACAGCGAUGUUACAUACAGUAUGGCGGCUUUCAGCGCCGCCCGACCGUUGUAUGCCCCGCUUGGGGCGCCAGACAUCAAAGAGGAGGCGCCGGACGCCAUACCGUGUGGCGGCGGCGGUCGGUACGUCGCCGGCUCGCCGCCCCACCCGAUGGCGGUCGACGUGUCCCCGCGCGGCUACGGACCCCUCUGAGGGCUGGCGCUGGGGACCGAAUAGAGCCACCAGUCGCGCCGGUCGCUCUCGGCAGUACCGAUCGCCAGCCGUCCGCAUCGCUCCGGAACCGGCCGUCGCCGCGGUGAAAGAGCGCGCGUGUUGCCGACAAGUGUUCUCGCACCGCACACGCACCCGGUCCGGAACGGAGGACGCGGCGAAUUAGUCCGGUCUGCCGAGAGCAGGGCAGGGUCCACCAGCACUCCCACAGCACGGCCACGUGACCGUUGCGCCCGCUGUCGCCCGUAGAUUCCUCUCCUGAAGGUCUGACCCGUAUCCUGAAAGGGUUUUCCCUCGGCGGAUGCGCCGAUUGUAAAGCGGCCAGUACGUUCCCGCUGCUGCCUGCGGCUCAGGUUGACGCUCUGGUUAGGGAGCUCGGCAGCCGCCUCCAGAGGUGUACUGGUUGAUGUUUGUAUGGGCGCUUCCGCCCGAUAAUCGCUGUCCCGGUGGCCGCCUGUCGGAGACUCCCGCCUGACGUGGAAACUAUCUGACAGUGAGCAAUUACUCACUGAGACUGACCGCGGGAAUGAAAACAAAACGGGUGCAUUGCAGCAGCCUUCAGUCUCGAAGGUGUGAAAUUCUGCCGGAUAUUGUGAAUGAUAUUGUCUCAGGUGCAGCCGUGGUCCCUGCUCGGACGCCGCUGCCAGAGGGGACUGAUCGGGGGCGUGCAAUCAAUGGGACACAAGUAUCGUUCGGUCACGAAUACCCUAUAUUUGUCGAUAUACUUGCGUGUUGUUUUAAUGUUUGCCUGGAUAAGUACUGAAAGGUCUGCCAUCCGGUGCAAUGAACGUUGGCUGUUAAGUGUUAAUGUCGCAGUUGGGCCUGCUCAAUCGUUUAAUAUGUGUGGAUGUUUUUAUUGGAAAUGCUUCACAUUUACCACUUAGAUAAUUAAAGAUUGUUAAUGUGUCAGAGCUAUGUAUGUCAACCACCUAAAUGUGAUAGCGGGAACGCCAUGCUCACAUGGCAGGUAAUAGGCAAUAGACAUGGCCCAGUCCUCACGGCACGGAUGGGACUGUAUUUAUCAUUUGAUAGUUGCUGAUAUUUUUUAGCAUUUGCAUUCACAUACUUGCAUUCAUACUAGUUUUUGUUUUGGGAAGAGGUGAAACUAAAUGGGCAAUAUCAAAAUUUAAGAAGCGGAAUUGAGUUUGAUGCGACUUAUGUCAAAAGGUUGGCAAGGAACUACCUGAUUCCGCAGUCACGCUUCUCAAUAUAACGUGGCUAUAUUUCUGAUCUUUCGCCCAGUCCCACAUUUAAAUAUUCUGCCCUGCUGGGUGGCAUUUCAACAUUCCGUCUUAUUCACUCGGCUCCUAGGACGCGUAGCGAGAAGCGGCAAACGGCGUUGUAAAGGUCAUCAGAGCAUAUGAAAGGACUGCUUAUUCCUGCCUUAUAACUCGCGCCCCGCUGAAUUCAGUCGGAAGGCGCUCCGCUUUGGGGGGAAGGGGGGUCAGAUUCUGCCCCCUGUCUAACUUCCGAACGGAUGGUCGUUGAAAGACUGGGUACACGACAUACAAAAUCUGUCAACAAGGUCGAUUUUUUUAAGCAUAUUUUUUAUGGUCAAAAAGGUCAAAGAACCUGUCAAGGUCAAUUCAAAGUUACUGGUAGCUACGUGAAGUAAUUGUAUUGCAACAUAGACGACAGAUUACAGUCAGAAAUCUUUCACUAAAAAAACUGACACAUUUUAUUUCUAAAUAACCAUUUCAACACUGUCACGGCGAUUUAUCGGGCGCGGCGAACCACCCUGAAUACGCAA
Amphibalanus amphitrite is the source of this 3853-nucleotide messenger RNA. RefSeq names its product nascent polypeptide-associated complex subunit alpha, muscle-specific form-like. Bases 130 to 2085 code for a protein of 651 amino acids. The record is from RefSeq and is a predicted model, not a curated record. The transcript is spliced from 3 exons. Lineage: Eukaryota; Metazoa; Arthropoda; Thecostraca; Balanomorpha; Balanidae.